CAAAUAAAGAAAAACCGCGGGGUUCAGCUGCCCCAUAGCGCAACCUAACCAGAGAAACACCAGAAACAAUCUAAACAGGGGCAGAAGCAUCUGUUGCGCUAUCACCUAAGGUUAACAAGAUAACAAAAUUGUGCAUUACUUUGUGAGAAGUGUUAAUUCUUUAAAUACAUUUUUUUUAUUAAGUGCAUUUCUACUUAGUUUAAUAAGUAAACGCAUAUAAGGCAAAUAUGGCUACAACAACUCAAAGCACAUCACAAACAAAAUACGAACACACCGAGAAAAUAUCCGCCCGCCGAAAGGCGUUAUUUCCCACCGGCAGUGAUUCAGGCAGCGACCUAGGCCACAUGAGCCCAAUUCACAGUGAAAGCUCAAACUUUUCCGAGAACGCUUUUACCGCUUUGGAACACGAAGCGGAUCACCAAUUCCGUAAGUUCUUCAAAUGCAGCCUCACCGAUUAUGUUCUACUCGAAGACGAUGCCGAAAUUCUCACACCUGACCCCUGCUCAGAAACCAGCGUACCGCCGUUAUACCUCAGUCCAAUGCAGACAUUGCUCUCUACACCAAUACUAUACUCUCCAAUGCACACAACCAAAAUUGUAACUCCUCUAAGCAAAUCUCCCAGUUCCACAUUGAAAACACCACAUGACACUUCUACAGUUAAAGUAAAUCAAAAACAAACCAAGCGCAAGUUGGUCACUGAUACAAAGAACGAUCCUCAAGAAUCUCAAUCUCCUAACUCAAAACAAGCCAAAUUCGAUUCAAAGUCCAAGGUGCGUACAGCACUUUUCCCCGAAGACGAAAUCGUCUUGCCUGUUAAAACUUUUUACCCGAAAGAAAACAACACUUUCAACGUGAAGGAAAGUAUUAGCGCACUUCUAGCGGCUAGUAAACACCGCGUAAUGAAUGUACCGCAUGUGAAGCGCGCGCAGAUUAAGAACACUGCUGUGUUAACCUUGAACAAAAGGCGCUACGGUGAAAUCAAUGCCGGUGUGCGCCAUAAGAUUAGAAAACCCAAACAGAAAAAGGUCACGCAGGCCAAGAUUGUAAAGGCAACAAUGAAGAUUAUCGAAAAAUCACCGCUCACUGAGUACCUGGAAGAAAUGACCAAUGUUAAGAAGACUAUUAAACCGCUACCACUCAACAGUACAAUAAAUAACACCUCAAACAAGAAAAAUAAUUCGGUUAACAUGAGCGACACAUUGGCUAAUCGCAAAUUCUUCAAAACAUUGCGAUCCAGUUUUAAGCAGGUGAUUGGAAGUCCCAAGAAACAACCACUUCGCUGUUUAAACAAAACAAAAGAAGCAUUACAACCGAAUAAACGUAAAUUGGAUGUCGCUGAGUUUGAAUUUUCGCCUGAAAAAGAUGUUGCAGUAGUGCCUGAAGUCGAUAAUCUCAUAAAUCAACUCGAUAAAGAAGUGGCUAAAACUACGGCGAAUCCUAAUUUGAUUUUCUCACCAACUGCACAGAUGUGUAACAUGGCGUCUGCUUUGGAUUUAAACAGUCCGAAGAGAGCUAAAGUUAACAUCAGCAAGAUGUUGAAUGAUAGUACAUUGAAACGUCCGAACAACAUGACUUCAUACACAGAGAAAGUCGAAAAGUCUGCUAAAUUAUUUCCGUUGUUCUGCGCGGAUAAAAACAAAUCCAUGACCUGCAACACAAAUCAGAAAGAAAUUAAGAAAGGACCUACACAUGCACAUAAGAAGUUUAAAACUGUUUCGGAUAAUCAAUUGCUGAUCGAUGCUGGACAGAAGAAAUUCGGUGCAAUUGUUUGCCAUGAAUGCUCGUUUGUUUACGAAUCUGGCGAUGCAUCUGAUGAAAUGAUUCAUCGGACUUAUCAUGAAGCCAUCAACACGUUUAAAUUUAAUGGAUGGAAGAAUGAACGCGUUGUUACAAACAUUGAUGUCAACACGAGGAUUAUCAAAAUCAUCCCGGGUGAUAUGAAAAUCUGGUGGAAGAAAGGCGUCGAACUGAUUGAUUAUAUCAACCGUGAGAUGGGAUUCUACGAUAUGAUUUUACCCUUGGAUAAAUCUCAAAUGUAUCUCUACGUACAAAAUAAGAAAAUCAUUGGUUGUCUCACCGCUGAAAUGAAGCAAACUGCAUACAAACGUCUGCCAACUGAUUUGGACAUCGAUCUGUGUUCAGAGGAAGCAUUCCAAGUGCGUUGUGGUAUUUCUAGAGUGUGGGUUGCACCUCAUCAUCGCCGUGCUGGUAUUGCCACGCAGUUGAUGGACACACUACGACGUAAUUUCCUGCAUGGUUAUUUCCUCCAAAACAACGAAAUUGCGAUCAGUUCGCCGUCGGAUCUCGGCCAGAAAUUCGCGUCUAAAUAUUUCCAAACCGACAGUUUUCUCAUCUAUAUGAAUUAAAUUAGAUAUUUUGAUAUACGUAAUUCUACAAUUGUGCCUCAAAAAUCCAGAUGUACAACUGCGUCUUAAACAAAAAGUUUAAUUACCCACCAGAAAAAGAAUCAUAUAAAAUCAAUUGCCAGCUCAACGUCUCUGUUUUCAUUACCCAUUGAUGUAAUCAAGUGUAUUUAUAGAUUGGUUUAUAUGCUUUCGGACAUAUGAAUUUAUAACGAUACCUUGGCCGAUUAAAGAUAUUCAUAGCUUCAGAUCAGCGUCCCAAACUCUCUGUUUUUCAACCGAACACAUAGCACGUCGCUGAGUCACACUUUUAUAUCGUUUAUAAUCAUUUUUGCGCGAAAACAGAGCAACCGAGUUUUAACAAAAAGAUGUUGACCUGUUUAUUUCAUUCACAUGUUCACCAACAGACAUUCCACGCUUUUAAUCAGACCAACAAUGUUGCAAAUAAUAUAACAUGUUACACUCUAGCAGUUUCUGACGGUUAAAUUUAGAAAUCUCAGUUGUCACGGCGCAAAACGUGUAAAUUUGUUGUCAUCAUGAUGUUGCGCUUCGCAGACGUUUCAAAUUAUUUGUUGCCUUAUAUUCAUACUCAGGGGCGAGAUUCUAGUUACUCAUUUGUUUGUUAUGGUUGGACCGCUGGACGGUGGUGGGCAUCAAUCGUUCUAGAAUAGAGAGUGUGUGUAAUUCAAAUGCGUCGUCGUCGUCGUCUGCGUAAUAAGUUGGCGGUCGUGAUCGUGACACAAACACGACGCGUGCUUGUUUGUUUGCCAUCAGCAAACUUGCGCCCUUUGGGUGCUUUCGAAGGACUUGGCCAGCGACGUGAUUACACUUUCAUAGUAAAGAUAUUGAGAGAUAAAA
Dalotia coriaria is the source of this 3221-nucleotide messenger RNA. RefSeq names its product N-acetyltransferase ESCO2-like. The coding region runs from base 228 to 2366 and encodes 712 amino acids. The record is from RefSeq and is a predicted model, not a curated record. Gene Ontology annotation, biological process: mitotic sister chromatid cohesion. Gene Ontology annotation, cellular component: chromatin; nucleus. Lineage: Eukaryota; Metazoa; Arthropoda; Insecta; Coleoptera; Staphylinidae. The transcript has 5 exons. Gene Ontology annotation, molecular function: protein-lysine-acetyltransferase activity.